UUUUUUCACUUUAAAAUAAUGAAAAAUGAAAGUAAAAUAAUAAAAAAAUAUUUUGCUGUUAAAUAAUAAUUGAAAAAAUAUUUUUAAAGUAAAAUUUUUUUUGAGAGGGGGCAGGUAGCACCGAAAUGAAAAAAGAAAGGGUGUUUGACUGCGAGUUUGUUUUUAAAUAUAAAUUUGAAAAAUAUUUUUCAUUUUUCAUCAUUACCUUUUGUACUUAUUUUUUAAUUUCAUUUAUUUUUAUUAUUAUUUUAUAUGUUGUUCAGUGUCAGUACAUUUUCUAUGAUAAAAAAAUCAGUUACCCAAAAUCAAUUCUGAUGAUUUUGAAGAAUUUUCUGAAGAACUCGGAAAAAGUUCACGCACUUUUUUUGACUCCUAGGCAGCCCCAAUUUAGGUAG
Meloidogyne enterolobii is the source of this 395-nucleotide messenger RNA. The record is from the annotation of a GenBank genome assembly. NCBI's taxonomy places the organism in Eukaryota, Metazoa, Nematoda, Chromadorea, Rhabditida, Meloidogynidae.